CACUACCACCAAGCACCUCAACACUCGCCCCCUCAAACUCCACACCUGCCACACAUGGCCCCUCAGCAAUUUGCCCCUUACACUCUGAGAGAUCACAUCUCGUCGUUCUUCCAAGUUUCAGACAACAAACUGGCCAUGAAGCUGUUCGGCAACAGGACUGCCCUGAUGAAGGAAAAGCAGAGACAGAAGGAAGCUGGAAGUUGGAUCAUCCAUCCCUGCAGUAACUUCAGAUUCUACUGGGACUUGUUCAUGUUGGUGCUGCUGAUCGCCAACCUCAUCAUCCUGCCCGUCAUCAUCUCUUUCUUCCAUGACGACCUCAGCACCAAGUGGAUCGUCUUCAACUCCAUCUCCGAUACUGUAUUCCUCACCGACCUGGUUAUCAACUUCAGGACGGGCAUCAUAGCGGACAACUUUGCAGACGAGGUCAUCCUUGACCCGCGGAAGAUCGCCAUCAGAUACUUGAAGACCUUUUUCAUCCUUGACCUUGUCAGCUCCAUUCCACUGGACUACAUCAUGCUCAUCUUCUCGCAAGAAACUGCUCAGAGUCACUUUGUUCACGCAGGAAGAGCCUUAAGAAUUUUUCGUCUUUUGAAGCUGUUGAGUUUGUUGCGGUUGUUGAGGUUAUCAAGAUUGGUCAGAUACGUCAGUCAAUGGCAGGAGUUCAUAUCUGUUGCUGGCAAGUUUAUGAGGGUCUUCAAUUUAGUCUGUCUGAUGUUGUUGAUUAGUCAUUGGAAUGGCUGCCUGCAAUGGCUGGUCCCCAUGCUCCAGGAGUACCCGCCAAACAGUUGGGUGGCUCUUGAAGAGUUGCUGAAUGCAGACUGGUUGGAACAGUACACGUGGUCCUUAUUUAAAGCCUUAUCCCACAUGUUGUGCAUUGGUUAUGGACGCUACCCCCCACAAUCUAUCACCGAUGUCUGGCUCACCAUGGUGAGUAUGCUGAUAGGGGCAACAUGCUACGCCAUGGUUGUUGGACACGCGACAACACUCAUCCAAUCCUUCGACACCUCCAAACGACUUUACAGGGAAAAGUUGAAGCAAGUGGAGGAGUACACAGUGUACCGGAAGUUGCCGAGAAACCUGCGUAGGAGGAUAACGACGUACUACGAGCACAGGUACCACGGGAAGAUGUUUGAUGAGAAGAGCAUCCUGGAAGAACUCAACGAGUGCCUCAAAGAGGAGGUGAUAAAUUUCAAUUGUCGUUCGUUGGUUGCUUCUGUUCCAUUCUUCGCUCAAGCUGAUCCUAACUUUGUUUCAGAAAUCAUCUCUAAGCUGGAGUUCGAGGUGUACCAGCCUGGUGACGUCAUAAUAAGAGAGGGGACGCUGGGCGACAAGAUGUACUUCAUCCAGGAAGGUGUGGUGGACAUUUACACGGGCAGUGGUGACCGGAUAACCACCCUCUUCGAUGGGGCAUUUUUUGGUGAAAUAUGCUUACUAACAAACGCCAAACGAGUGGCCAACGUGCGAGCAGAAAGUUACUGCAACCUCUUCUCCCUCAGCGUUCAACAUUUCAACUCGGUUCUCAAACAUUAUCCCGUUAUGAGGAAGACCAUGGAGGUGGUGGCCAGCGAGCGGUUGGAGAAGAUCGUGAAAGAUGGCGCUGUGAAGGUAGCGGAGAUGCCGAGAAUAAGAAGCUGCGUCUUCGAAGAUGUGGCUGCCGACUUCAACAUCGUACAGGAAACUAUGAAGGAAAAGUUGGUCCCGGAAAACAGGAAACGAUUAAAAACUCCGACCCAGUCCGAUGAGCAGAGUUUUCAUAAAAGUGCCUCCGAGUGCAACUUCAAGAGAAGGUCUUUCCACGAGAAGAAACCUUUCACGAACAUCUUCGAUGACAAAUCUUACGAUAACAUCAGCAUUAAUAACAUCAACGGCCUCAAUAACAACAACAGCAACCAGCACGUUAACAAUGACAGCAACGUUUUCAUUGAAAUAUCGAAAAAUGCACCAGUCGUCAAAUUUGACGUUGCCAUGUGAUACGUUAGAUGUUGUCACGUGAUACAUUGAUGUAUCCAUGAUACAUUGAUGGUUUUGUUGUACUGAAAACAACCAAAAAAUUACUGUGAGAAACUAAAUCACUUCCCAACUUGAAUGUUAAUAACAUUGAUAAUAUAAAUACUUGAUAUAAAAAUACUGAAGUAUUUUUAUACUUUUGAAAACCGCUUGAAUUAUGUAUAGGUUAUUUCAAUAAUCUACUUUUCACAUUUUUCUAAUUAACAUAAUUUUGCUUAUUUUUUCAAUGCUUUAGGUUUUUGGAGCAAUGGUUUAAAAGACUAUUAUUAGUAUGUAUUUCAAUGUAUAUAGACGGGUAUUUCUGUGACACAAACACACACACAAACACACACACACACAUAUGAUUAUAUGAAUGUCAAUACAAUAUUUAUGCGAUACAAACAGCAUUUUAUUCAUUUUUUUUGCGGCUUUGUAACAUUUUUUAUUAUUCUUCAUUUUUUCUCUUUUUUUGUUCCAAUCAGAAAAAUCAAUUAUUAAAAGAUACAACAUGGCAGAUAAAAUUAGCAGUAAUUCAGUGCUCAAAAAAUUUUGUGAACAAUCAUCUUCUGAUUGUAUUCGAACCGAGUCACUACAAGACAAGAGGCUCUGUCCUCUGAGCCAACGAGCCAGCGCAGGUUUAUUGCCAUUUCGAUCUUUCGCACAAACUUGAAAAAAUCGUUGGCAAUAAUUAUUAGCAAAUUUAGUAUUAUUUUGAUUAUUAUUCUAUUUAAUUAAUAAUUUUAUCAUUAUUAUUUGUAAUAUAACUGUUAUAUAUAUUCGUUUUUUCUUUUAAUCUAGAUAAUGUAAUAUCCUUUAAUUAUUAUUUUAUUUAAUAGUACAAUUUCCAAUAUUCACUGGUUUUCUUUCAUAAAAUUUCUUUCAAAUUUUAGUAAAAACUAAAAAAAACAACACUUUUUCCAUUUUAUAGACGCUAUUAUAAACAACAAACAAUGUCUUAGAUGGAUUUUAUGAUUCCAGCUCCUAGAAUCACGCACACAAACAUGCACGCACAAGUUUGUUGAAGGAUGUUUUAAUGAAUUUUUUUAUUAGUUUCAAUAAAAAAAUUAAAAU
Helobdella robusta is the source of this 3057-nucleotide messenger RNA. RefSeq lists its product as hypothetical. The transcript has 15 exons. Gene Ontology annotation, biological process: transmembrane transport; potassium ion transport. Gene Ontology annotation, molecular function: voltage-gated potassium channel activity. The coding region runs from base 55 to 1971 and encodes 638 amino acids. NCBI's taxonomy places the organism in Eukaryota, Metazoa, Annelida, Clitellata, Rhynchobdellida, Glossiphoniidae. Gene Ontology annotation, cellular component: membrane. The record is from RefSeq and is a predicted model, not a curated record.